Messenger RNA from Microsporum canis CBS 113480, 1167 nucleotides. Its product is annotated as alkaline serine protease. Lineage: Eukaryota; Fungi; Ascomycota; Eurotiomycetes; Onygenales; Arthrodermataceae. The coding region runs from base 1 to 1167 and encodes 388 amino acids. Gene Ontology annotation, molecular function: serine-type endopeptidase activity. The record is from RefSeq and is a predicted model, not a curated record. Gene Ontology annotation, biological process: proteolysis. The transcript has 3 exons.
AUGAAGGUGAACGCCCGAAAAUGCUUGGUGACGGCUGCACUGCUUGUAUUUGGAGUCAGAGCAGCCGAAAUCAUCCCGGUUUCGAAUGGAAUGGAAGCGAUUCCAGACUCCUAUCUCGUGGUGAUGAAAGAUGAUAUUCAAGCCAGGGAAUUUGACACUCAUAGGAGCUGGGUAGAUGGCCUCCUACAUGACAAUGCUGCCGGUGCCAACGACGCAGGCAAAGGCUGGGGUGUGAAAUAUAUUGAGCAGGAUGCGAUGAUAAGGGCGCUGGGCUUGGUUACUCAGAAGGGCGCCGGGUGGUACCUCUCUCGCAUCUCACACAAGAAGCUCCCUCCUACCCCUGAAUACGUGUAUGAGGAGAGGGCAGGACAGAACGUUCACAUCUACCUCCUUGACACGGGAGUUGACGGCACCAAUAGUGGCCUAAGGGGCCGGGUCAUUCAGGGAAUCAAUACCACACCUGAUGGAGACAGUGAUGAAAACGGCCAUGGAACCUCUGUAGCUGAAGUCAUAGCUGGGACCGUUCAUGGAGUUGCCAAAAAGGCCUUGGUGGUGAGCGUCAAGAUCCUAGAUAACACAGGAUCUGGCUCAAUUUCUGGCAUCAUAAAAGGCCUGGACUGGAGCAUCAGCGACGUGGCUAAGAGGAAUAUCGUUGGUAAAGCGGUCAUGAACAUGAGUCUUGGUGGGGCGUACUCAGCAUCUUUCAAUCAGGCGACCGAAAAGGUUAUCAAGGCAGGAAUCUUUGUUGCUGCGUCGGUGGGCGCCGGAAAUGUAGAUUAUCCCCCCCUUUUUUUUUCUCAUUCCUCUAACUUUUGGUUUCAGCGCGAUGCAAGCCAGGAAUCCCCUGUCUCAGCUAAUGGAGUAUGCGCGGUUGCAGCCAGCACUCCUGCUGAUGCUCCGGCCUCAUUCGGUAGUUAUGGUCCCGUUGUCGACAUCUAUGCCCCAGGAACAAACAUUACAACGAGAAUCCACGGCGACAAGCUUGUGACCGUGUCUGGAAGCUCAUACUCUACCUCUCAGGUCUCGGGAAUGGCAACAUUCAUCAUUGACAUGGGAAUGAGUUCGGACAAGGUAUGCGAAACGAUAAAGAAGCUUGCCCUUCCGUCCAUCCAAGAUCCAAAACCAGGAACAACUAAACUCCUUUUGUACAAUGGAAGUGGCCUAUGA